GGCUGUGUAGUCUGUGCAGCAGUGAGAAAGGAAUUCCUACCCAAUUUCUUCUGCCUCCCACCUCAGUGACUGCAAGGCGAAGUGCUGCGCGCUAUCCAAAUGAAAGUUGUCUAGCUGCUUAGUCCUACUCGGGUACCCGUUCCUUGAGCAGACAUUCGUUUAUUUCUUUCAUUUUUUUUAACUUCGUGGAAAGCAUGCAAAAGAUUGUUUCGUUCCGUGUGUCCCAGAUUUGCUGCUAAAGUGUCGCAGCAUUAUCAGAUUCUCCCGCACGAAUCCUGCUGGACGGACGGGGCAUAAUCAGCAGUAGUGACAUGUCGUUGUUAUUGUUGUGCCUGUUGCGUUAGAGUUUCCCUUUCUCGCUUUCUCACUCUCUGUCUGUGCAGUGUGUCUCGCCCAGUGUCCCACUCUUCCUGUUGUGUGUGCUUUGGUGCGCGCGUGUUUAUUGCUGUCCUGUAGCUCCGGCGCACACGUAAAACGGUAGUAUACGUUCCAGCUACCCGAGAUAAGACCACUAAGCAAGGCUCAUAUUUUCAUAAACAAUAUAUAUGCUGACCGUGUAAGACAUCAUAGCAGGCUAAGGGGAGGAGGAAGGCUACAUGAUUGCCAGUGAAGAGUAAAAGAGUUCCAAUUCUUUUGAUUCGUUUCUUUGGUUUGUCCUUUAUCGUUGCUGAAACCGAGCUGUGUGGCAACGGCUCUGCGUUCUGUGAAGCCUGGACACGGUGUAUCGCUACCUCGAUGCGGCCAUCAUAAACCGUGUGUACUGCCUGCAAAACCGGUCGGAGUUAGUAGAGUAGCGAUAGUAGUGUUGUAGUACUGGUAGGAACAAUCGGACCACGGUACAACGCCCAACCGAGCGGUCCCAGUGGCGUUUUGAAGGACAGUUUGUGGCAUAAAAUAUCCCUAGGAGCGGUGAAAAGCGUACGGACGAUAGGGCGGGCGAGAGGAUUGCAAAGAAACGGUGCCAAAGCAUCAAAGGAUAGGCAUAAUUUAGUUGCCUUGAGAGAAGAAGGGUGUAGUACUCGUAAGGACACGAAUUGGGCGCCAGUAUGCCUCUGUUCGGCAAAAAGGAUUCCGGCAAAAAGGUGCGCAAGGACGUGAAGGAUGGGUGUGAAAAGCUGCCGAGCAUCGACGACAAGUACGUCAUCAAGGAGCUGCUCGGGACGGGCGCAUUCUCGGAGGUGCGGCUGUGCGAGCACAAGGAGUCCGGUCAACAGUACGCGGUGAAGAUCAUCGACAAGAAGGCGCUCAAGGGCAAAGAAGAUUCGCUCGAGAACGAGAUACGCGUGCUGAAGCGCUUCAGUGCCGUACGGAGCGAUGGGAGCGGUGUGCACAGCACCGGGCCGCCCCUCGUUGGUGGGCCCCGCUUCGCCCAUCCGAACAUCGUGCAGCUGCUCGAAACAUUCGAGGACAAAUCGAAGGUCUACCUUAUCAUGGAGCUGGUGACUGGCGGUGAGCUGUUCGAUCGGAUCGUCGAGAAGGGCUCGUACACGGAGCGGGAUGCAUCGAACCUGAUCCGGCAGGUGCUGGAGGCGGUCGACUAUAUGCACGAGCAGGGCGUCGUGCACCGGGACCUCAAGCCGGAGAAUCUGCUCUACUACAGCCCGGCGGAGGACAGCAAGAUCAUGAUCAGCGACUUCGGCCUAUCGAAGAUGGAGGACUCGGGCUUCAUGGCGACGGCGUGCGGUACACCCGGGUACGUCGCACCGGAGGUGCUCGCCCAGAAGCCGUACGGCAAGGCGGUGGACGUGUGGAGUAUAGGUGUCAUCUCGUACAUCCUGCUGUGCGGCUACCCGCCGUUCUACGACGAGAACGACGCCAACCUGUUCGCCCAGAUACUGAAGGGCGAGUUCGAGUUUGACUCGCCGUACUGGGACGAGAUCAGCGACUCGGCCAAGGAUUUCAUCCGGCAGCUGAUGUGCGUGAACGUGGAGCGACGGUUUAGCUGCAAGCAGGCACUGGCGCAUCCGUGGAUUUCGGGCAACGCGGCCAGCAGCAAGAACAUUCAUGGUACCGUUUCCGAGCAGCUUAAGAAGAAUUUCGCCAAAUCGCGCUGGAAACAGGCCUACCAUGCGGCCACCGUCAUACGUCAGAUGCAACGAAUGGCCCUCAGCAGCGGGGGCAGCGGCACUGGGGGUAGUGCAUAUGGGCGUAGUGCGUCGCGGAUAAGCAACGCACCCUCCGCCGACGGUGGAACGGGCACCAACGCCGAGCACGAACAUCAGCAACCAGGGCAAACAGAUACUACUGCCUCUAGCAGUAAAUAAAAACAGAAAAAGACGCAUGCAACUAGCCCCCAUAUCCCAUUGGCCCACAACAAAAGUUCAACGUGGGGAGAGGAAUGGGAGUGUAUGAGCGUACCGAGCGAGCGCCGGUCGGUUCCGUUUAUGCUAAUUUUAUGGCACAUUCUGACGAAGCAGCAGUUCCUCCUACUGUAUUGGUUUGUAACUAACUUUAUAUUUUGUUAGAUGUUUGCAGUACUCCUAACUUUAUUUUUACCUCUCGGAAUGUUUUACAGUGCCCCUAUGCACUGACUGGUACGUAACCACUGACACAUUGUAGCCUACGGUGGUACUUCAAUCGUCAACCUAUGCUUUGCUUGGAAAAGGAAAUAAUGUCGGAUAAUACGCCCUCGAAAUGCACUAUUGUGUUCGACACAACUUGAGCAGUCCGUGUUCUUCUGUUUGUGAGAGUGGAAAACAAAAACGCUUCCGCUCAAACGACUCUUGGAGUCUUUGCAGACCACCGACCCCUCCCGGGACUGUAGCAGUUCCGUUCUGCGAUGGCAAGGGCAAAGUUUUGUACCACCGGUUGAAAACACACUGAA
Anopheles coustani is the source of this 2824-nucleotide messenger RNA. RefSeq names its product calcium/calmodulin-dependent protein kinase type 1 (gene CaMKI). Gene Ontology annotation, molecular function: calmodulin binding; ATP binding; calcium/calmodulin-dependent protein kinase activity. NCBI's taxonomy places the organism in Eukaryota, Metazoa, Arthropoda, Insecta, Diptera, Culicidae. The record is from RefSeq and is a predicted model, not a curated record. Bases 1047 to 2264 code for a protein of 405 amino acids. The transcript has 2 exons. Gene Ontology annotation, biological process: protein phosphorylation.